Messenger RNA from Mesoplodon densirostris (Blainville's beaked whale), 1426 nucleotides. RefSeq names its product ring finger protein 25 (gene RNF25). The record is from RefSeq and is a predicted model, not a curated record. Gene Ontology annotation, cellular component: nucleus. Lineage: Eukaryota; Metazoa; Chordata; Mammalia; Artiodactyla; Ziphiidae. Gene Ontology annotation, biological process: protein ubiquitination. Gene Ontology annotation, molecular function: protein binding; ubiquitin protein ligase activity. The transcript is spliced from 10 exons. The coding region runs from base 27 to 1406 and encodes 459 amino acids.
GGUUCCGGCUGUGGGCCGCAGAAGACAUGGCGGCGUCUGCGUCGGCAGCUGCAGGGGAGGAGGACUGGGUCCUUCCCUCUGAAGUUGAAGUGUUAGAGUCUAUCUAUCUGGAUGAACUACAGGUGGUCAAAGGAAAUGGCAGAUCAUCACCAUGGGAGAUCUACAUCACCCUGCACCCCGCCACCGCAGAAGACCAGGAUUCACAGUAUGUCUGCUUCACUCUGGUGCUUCGGGUCCCAGCACAGUAUCCCCAUGAGGUGCCACAGAUCUCUAUCCGUAACCCCCGAGGACUCUCAGAUGAACAGAUCCACAAGAUCUCACAGGCGCUGAGCCACAUGGCUGAGGCUGGGCUGGGUACUGCCAUGCUCUAUGAACUCAUCGAGAAAGGGAAGGAAAUUCUCACAGAUAACAACAUCCCCCAUGGCCAGUGCGUCAUCUGCCUCUAUGGUUUCCAGGAGAAGGAGGCCUUUACCAAAACCACCUGUUACCACUACUUCCACUGCCACUGCCUGGCUCGGUACAUCCAGCACAUGGAGCAGGAGCUGCAGGCCCAGGGGCGGGAGCAGGAACGGGAAUGGCAGUACGCCGCAACCAAACAGAAGGCCGUUGGUGUGCAGUGCCCGGUGUGCAGAGAGCCACUCGUGUACGAUCUUGCCUCGCUGGAAGCAGCCCCUGAACCCCAGCAGCCCGUGGAGCUGUACCAGCCCGAUGCAGAGAGCUUGCGCCAGCAAGAAGAGCGCAAGAGGCUCUACCAGAGACAGCAGGAGAGGGGGGGCAUCAUUGACCUUGAGGCUGAGCGUAACCGGUACUUCAUCAGCCUCCAGCAGCCUCCUGCCCCUUUGGAACCCGAGUCAGCUGUAGAUGCCUCUGGAGGAUCCCACCCACCCAGUACCCUUGCCACAGAACAGUCCACCUCAUCAACUGCUCAGACCACCCUGUCAGCUCCUCUGCCUGUGGCCUCCCAAUACACAUGUGAGAAGAUUCCAGGGGCUAGGCCAAAUCAGCAGAAGCUGGGCGAGACCCAGAAAGCUAUGCUAGAGCCUCCCCGGGCCAGUCGAGGUCCCUGGAGACAGCCCGAACGGAGGCAUCUAAAAGGAGGGGAGUGCAAUGCCCUCAAAGGUACCAGUGACACCCAGGAACUGCCACCUCCUGAGGGGCCCCUCAAGGAGCCUAUGGACCUAAAGCCAGAGUCCCGUAACCAAGGGGUUGAAGGCCCUCCCCAAGAAAAGGGGCACGGCAACUGGCAGGGUCCCCCGCCCCGCAGGACUCGCGACUGUGCCCGCUGGGAGCGCUCCAAGGGUCGGACACCAGCUGCUUCCUACCCCCACCUGCCUCGGGGUCGGGGAGCCUACCGGCCUGGUCCUCGAAAGGAGCCCGUGAGCCUCGAAUUGGAGGAUGGUUCCUAGCAGUACUGUGGGGGGUGGUG